Messenger RNA from Trichoderma gamsii, 1224 nucleotides. RefSeq lists its product as hypothetical. The record is from RefSeq and is a predicted model, not a curated record. The coding region runs from base 1 to 1224 and encodes 407 amino acids. Gene Ontology annotation, biological process: positive regulation of transcription elongation by RNA polymerase II; transcription elongation by RNA polymerase II. Gene Ontology annotation, molecular function: RNA polymerase II complex binding. The transcript has 2 exons. Lineage: Eukaryota; Fungi; Ascomycota; Sordariomycetes; Hypocreales; Hypocreaceae. Gene Ontology annotation, cellular component: Cdc73/Paf1 complex.
AUGGCAGCCACAGACCAUGAUCCGCUCCUCGUCCUUCGUAAAUCCAUCUCUAGCGGCCAGCCCUUCAUCCCGAGCGCGUCCGACGACCCUUCCGCUGCCGAAGUCUCUCUCUCGCAGGCCACGCACCUGCAGUUCACAGGGCUCUCGCUCGCGCUGCCGAUAGACUCGCCCACGCGCUUCAUCUCCAGCGAUAAGCCGGUCGACUUGCGUAGUAUCUACUUCGCCUGGCUGAACCGCGAGCUUGCCAUCCCGGAAUACAAUGCCUCGGCUACGACGCUCAAUGACGAGCUCGGCGCGAAUGGAUCGAGCGGCAAGGUUCAGAACCUGGGUUUCAUUGAAAGACUCGAUUUGAUCACUUGGCUCGAAGGUGCUAGCGAGGAAAGCGAGUAUAUUAAGCCUAUAGCAGGAGACGCGAGUGCAGCGGCUGCUGGAACGACCCUAUCCUCAAAGACUGGCGCUGCGGCCUUGGCUGCCUCGGCGAGAUCAGGCAAGGGGACAAUCGACCCGAGGCUGGCAAGUGUGUAUGACGGUGAGCGCAGAAUGGGCGACCGCAACUCAGUCCUGAGGGGCAUCAAACCCACGGAUUUCUCCCACGUGCGAAAACUCGCCAUCCCCUUCCUCCAAAAGAAGUCUCAGUCUUCGGCCAUCAGCUCGACCCAGUCUCUCUCCAUCAACCAAAAAGGCCCUACCCGUCGCCCCGACCCCAUCAUCUUGCUCUCUCCAUCCGCCUCCUCUCUCCUGCGCAUGUCCAAUGCUCGCUCAUUCCUCGAGGAUGGCAAGUUUGUGCCUCCCGAUGCGGGGGCGUCCACCGCUUCCAUGCUGCACGUCCAGCGCAUCAUCCCCGGCAUCGACCCAAAUCGGCCGAUGCGUUUCAUCCUCGUCGAAGGGUCAGAGCAGUUCAAGCCCGAAUACUGGAACCGCAUUGUUGCGGUCUUUACAACGGGCCAGACGUGGCAAUUUAAGAAUUACAAGUGGAGCAAUCCAAAUGAGCUUUUUAAGCAUACCAUGGGCGUGUUUGUCGGAUGGAGAGGCGAGCAGGCGCCGGAUAAUAUCCGCGGCUGGGGUCACCGCGUCACGACUACGAGCGUUGACCGCUGGAGGGGCGAGGACGACGUCGCUUCGCGAUUCAGAGACAAGGAGGUUGUGGAGUAUAUUUGGAAGUCUAUCGAGUCGAACAUGCGGAAUAAGGGCUGGAGGAGAGAUGCCGCUCCUUCGUCGAUAUAA